CUCGUCCGAGCUCAGCCAUUGGCCUUGGGGGGGCGUAGCAGGAAGACACUGUCGCUCUAGAUCUGCGGCGUAGCGGAUCCCGGGGGUGAUUCUUUCUCCGCCCCCUCCGCUGUCACCUCGCAGCUCUUCCAUCCCAUCCUCUCCCGCGGCACGGAGGGGGCUUGACCGAGCUCGGAGCUCGCCACUGACAGAUGCCUGCGUGACUUUGAUGCCGCGACCGUGGGCGGGAAGCGAGUGACACACGAGGGAAGCGCAAGGUACACACAGCUGUCAUCAUGUUUGAAAAGGAGCAUUAUAUUUUCUACUGAAAAAGAGCUUCUAGACGUGCAGACCUAAGUGGUGUGGACAGCAGAUUUUAUGAUGGAUACCACCCAAGCAGGUUGCACAGGUCAAAGAGCUUUUAAAGACAUAGCUUGCCAGUCAAGGAUUUCCAGCGUGGGCAGAGGAAUAUUAAGCAAGGAUAUACGGAAAGCAUACCCACUGCGGAGACGGCUGUCACCAGCCAUGAAUGAAAAGACAUGUACUGUUGUCCUUACCAGACUGGAGGAUGUUGCUGGGUCAUGUAUUAUGGAGGGUCAAAGUGGGGCCCAACCAAAUAUCUCUUGUUGGGUGGAUGACUUUGGCACACUGAAGGUUCAUACUGGGCAUUCUUCCAAAAUGCAAAGGGUUACUCCAAAAGGGAAGAGAUACUCUGGGGUCACGUCCAGCAUGGAUAAUAUCCGUGAUUUUCCCGAGCCCCGGAAGCGAAGACUAGCUUCUCUGAAUGCAGAAGCGGUCAAUAACUUGUUAUUUGAAAGAGAUGAUGGGUGUUCUCGUAAGAUUAGAAAGGAUUUUGGAAAAGCUAGUGAAAAUGGCAUAUCAGAUGAAGGUUGGACUAACUUAAAGCCAAACUGUCACCUGCACAGCAAAAGGAGCAGACAGAGAUGCAUGGCAUCCGGCCAGUUACCUGAUGAAGUAUUUGAAAGCGAAAUGAAGGUGGAGGAUAAAGUGGUCUCCUAUUCUCCUGCUCCAAAAAGACUAGCGAGCCUUAAUGCUGUGGCAUUCUUAAAGCUCACAAGUGAGAGAGACCAUCCUCUAAAGCAGAGGAGCAAAUCAGAUGGGGAUACUAGCCGCUCUAUCACUGGCUGUUCCAAGUCUAAGCUAAAAACCAAUAAAUCACACAAGAAAAACUGUGUCAAGUCCAAAAAGGAAUUGUUACAUAGGAAAAUGGAGGACCACCAUGGAUGGCAAGAAGGUGGUGACCAUGGUAUUUUGAAACCAGAGCAUCGCAAUUCUUCCAAGUCCUCGGGGAAAACGGAGGGUGUUCAUGUGGAACGGUCUUCCAACAACUAUGAUGGCUCAGAAUCCUUGUACCACAGACUGCCUUUAAUGGGGGGGCAAGCUUCUAUGAAGCCUGAAUAUGGGAGACCAGGUGAGAAGUCCCCCACCCCUAAACAGGACUUCCAGCAGCCCUCUUUCCCAGUGCAGCAGCUUCAUCAUUUGCCAGUUCCGGGCAGCCUCACCGAUUGCGUGUGUCUGUGCCACCCCUCCGACAUUACGUCCUCAGAUGGGACUUAUAUAUCUUAUGGCCAAAGUGGAUUACCGUACAGUGGGUACUGUGAUUUUUCCAUGUACCCCAAAGAUGAAUUGUUUCCACAACCAGUGCCCUGUGAGGAACUUUUGGUGUCACAAAGCUCCUUCCCACCCAGUGGAAUGAUUGGGCAUUUACCUUGGUGUACCUCUCGAUAUUCCUUUGGUGAAGACACUGGGACAAAUACUGAUAGUCUUUGUGGAUUAAUAAGACUGCCCAUUUCCCGGGUCACUAACACCCACAUGGAACAUAAAAGCUAUUCUUUUAAAAAGCCUUUUACUGCAGAAGGGUACAAAUCUCACGACCAGCUUAGCCUUUCAAUUCCCACGGCUGGCCAUCCUGUGUCUCCCGCCCACCCGCUUUUAGGAUGUCCCGUCCCCAGCGUCCCACCUGCUGCCGAGCCUGUCCCAAACUUGCAGACCCCCAACUCAGAACCUCAGACGAUGGCAAUGCUGAAGACUGCUAGAGAAUGCCCACAAAGCUCCAAACCUCCCAGUGGUUCCAAGUCCGGCGUCAGAAACACAUCCGGCUGCUUUCAUGCUUCCAGCAACAAAGCCAGCAAGAGCCACAGCCAUCCCAAACAGCAACGCAUCCACAGGAGGCGCUCUACCAACGGCUGGAUGCCAGUCGGCGCGGCUUGUGAGAAAGCAGUGUAUGUAGUGAACGAGCCAGAGCCGGCUCUCAGAAGGAGUUACCAGGCAGUUGAGAGGAACGGCGAAAUCAUCAGAGUUCGCGACACUGUACUACUAAAAUCUGGUCCCAGGAAGAAGUCCAUGCCCUAUGUAGCCAAAAUAUCUGCGCUGUGGGAGGAGCCUAAAACUGGAGAGCUGAUGAUGAGUCUCUUCUGGUACUACAGACCGGAGCACACUCAGGGAGGGCGCAAUCCCAGCAUGCACCAGAAGGAGAUCUUUGCCUCGCGCCAUCAAGAUGAGAACAGCAUUGCCUGCAUUGAGGAGAAGUGCUACGUCCUAACAUUUGCAGAGUACUGCAGAUUUUGUGCCUUGGUAAAGCGUCGAGGGGAGGGCUGCCCAAACAGGAAAGCCUUGAUUGUCCCUCCCUCCGCAGAAUAUUCCACCCCUUCACACCGCAGGGUGCCAGACAGCACCGACCCGGAGCUGGUCUUCCUGUGCCGGCACGUGUACGACUUCAGGCACGGCCGCAUCCUGAAGAACCCGCAAUAGCCUCUUCAGACGUUAGACAGCUUAAGACUGUUUUUUAGCAUCUUUCCCAGCCGCUGGCCCCGCGUGUGUUAGGAAGCUGGGAGCCUCUUGCAGAAGCCUUCAGGCUUUGGAUUCAGGAACAGACACUGGUUAAAGUACUCAGCAAAUGAAAGCACAGCACUUCGUUAGAGAUGAGCAUAAAUUAAGAAAAAAAAAAUAAAAACACAAAAAAAAAAAAAUAGAAAGUAUAUAACAUAUAAAUAUAUAUAUAAAUAUAUAAAUAUAUCUAUAUAUUGGGGAAAAAUAAGCCAGUACAUCAGGUCAGGAACCAUGGUUGCAAGCUUGUGUAGGGAUGUGUUAGUGCAUGGUUGGACCAAGCUCGGUUCAAAUGCCUUAAUAUGUCACACAGGUCCCUGUCAUCACGCCCAUGCAGAAGUGACAAGACUUCUGGCUUCUUCAGACAGAUCUCCAUGGCUCUACAGAUUGCUGACACCCCCCUCUGUCUGCUGGGGCCAUAAUUUCUCAUUAUUUAAAGAGGUAUUUCAUUUAUACAAAUCCCUUGCAACUGAUCAGUCAUCAGCUGGCCAGGUAAUUGGCCAUACCGUACCAGUACCUGGGCAGCUCAGUGAGAGAUCAACGCAUUUCUCACCAAGCUGCCAUUGGACCAGUGACGGAGAAUCCGUGGCAUUUCAGCAGAUUCUGGACUAAAACUCCCAUCAUGGAGCAGCAGUUUUGCGUGCCACAGGGUUGCCAUCACUUAUAUGAAAUACUACAUUCUCUCUGGCAUUCAGUUUUAGAACUGACAUAACAAUUUAUUAACUUACACUUUUUAAUUCCACCCGAUUAAUUAUUUCCUUUUAUUUUGCUACUUGGUUAUCAUUAGUUUUAGGGCUGCCUGCACUUGCCAGGCUCUCACAGUGGAAGGUGGGUUACUAUGCUCACACUACUAGUACUACAUAGAAAAGCCUGUGUAUUACAGUGUAACUGUCAGCACUCCACUGAAUGAGGAGGGUAUGGAGCUGUGGAUUACCCCUUGCUUAAUUUAAAAUGAUAAUUUGUAUUCAUUAAAACUGCAUUUCCAUCUUCCAUUUAUUUUCAGCAAUGUAGGAAGGCAUAGCUUACUUGGUGUGCACAAAAGGGUCAGGAGCUUGCUUGUCUUGGGAUUCUCUCUCUUAUUGAGUAUUGCUCAGACACAGUUGUACUGAAUUCCAUAGAACAUGCCUGCAAUAUGGCAGCUCACAACUACAGUUUUUUAUUUUUAUAAUUUGUUUGGAGGGGGUUUUGAGCUGCUAUAUGUUUGCCUUGGCAUUCUAUAUAAGUUUCACUAAAGGUGGUGUUUCUGGUGACUUUUAAUAAAAAUGCCGCUAAAGCAGUAUGGCAGCUCCUGGAAUCAGUAUGCAGAGGAAAAAUAUUAUGUGCACACAGCCUAUGCCGGCACAUUACACUGUGUACAGGAAAGUAAACUGGAGAUAAGCACUCUAUAAAUAGUUGAUUUUUUUCCUAAAGAUAUUUUUAUCUACGCCCCUAGUUUGUCUGGCGAUUUAGUGGCACAACCACAAAGUCCUCUUUCUAUGAACUGCCCGCAUUGUCGUUCCAUCCAUCAGAAGUGACCAAUAACAAGCUUGUGUUCUGAGAAAUUGCUACCUGACUGCUUAACAUAAUUGCCAUUUGCCUUAUGUGUACAAAGUCUAUACAUAUAUGUUUAUCAGAAGACAGACUUAUCCAGAUGGAUUUUAGAAAGGGGUUGGGAGGGGGGAGUGGAGGGAAUAAUUCAACCAUAAAAUAAACAACCAAAGGAUGGAAAAACUGGUAGAUAGACUCUGUAGCUUGCACUAAUUCCGCUAAAUUCUCACACUGUAUAAGUACUCGUGACUGAUGUAAAUCACUAAGUUAAGGUAGGACUCUGCAUUUUCAAGUUUCAGAAUAACCCCCCUCCCCCUACAGCUUCAGAAUAUUUCAAUCAAUCACAACAAAAAGAAUUCAUCUAUAGGCAGAAAAGGGAAUCCAGGCAUCCUGUUUCAUUGAUAUUACCAAAGAGGUACUUGUAAAGUUGCAGUUCUGCUUUGUUCCACUAGUGGGUGAUAUUGAUGUUCUAGAGUGCUGAUGGUUCCCUAUUAUUGUUUUAUUAUUGUCCAUUUUUUAUACAAGGCAGCCUGUUACAGUUUGUUCAUUAUUCAUAUCAGUCCUUGCUCCAGUGGAGCUUACAAAUCUAUAUUCCCUAUCAUAGUCACAUAACACACUGGGGCAUUUUCAGCAGGAGCCUGCCUGAAGGUUUUUGGAGUGUUUUAGGAAAGCCAUGUAAACAUGGGGAGAACAUACAAACUCCUUGCAGGUAGUGCCCAGGUGGAAUCAAACUCAUAACCCCAGUGCUGCAAGGCUACUUAUUACUAUGCUGUGCUGCCAUCUUUGGUUUAAUAUAUUAUAGUGUUAUGGAUUUGAGUUGCAAAGAUUAUUGGGCCAAUUCCAUUACGUAAUAAUGGCUCUGCGUAGCCUCCAAUUAAAGGACAAGUUUAGUUAUCAUUACCAAUGUGCCAAUUAGCAAUAUAAUUCCUAAUCUUAGAGCCCAGACAUGGCACUUCUGUCUGCUGAAAAGUGCACCGGUCCAGGGUACUAUUCCCACCAGGCUGCAAUCUAUUCCCAAUACCCUACAGAUCCUCUGAGCAGCCCCGGGUAGUGUGCACGUACUGAGCUUUAAAGUUGCGAUACCCUACUGCAUAUGUACGGUGUCCAGGGCACCAAAGAGGAUCAGUGGGGCAGCUGCACAACAAGAAUAGUACCCAUGAUCCCCACAGCUGCAGUAAAGCCAAUACAAUAAAAGAAAUCCCAACCUACCAUAAAUUAUUUUCUCUGUAGUUGAUCAUAAAGGCAUGUACUGAACAUCAUGUAGAACAUAUGAUAAAGGUUUCUAAUUGCCCCAGUACGAAUACUUUUUUUUUUUUUUUUUUUACGAUCAUGGCUGUAAAUUUGCACUAGUGCGGUAGCCCAUAGCAACCAGGAAUUAGCUUACAUUAUUGUAACUGCACUAGACUAAUGGAAGCAAAUUGCUGGUUGUUGCCCUGAGCGAAUGUACUAGUGCAAUGCAAGUAAACCGGCACAACAAAGUCUUGACCGAUGGUCAUGGGAAAGGUUGAAAUGGUGGUGUGUAUGGCCACCUUUAAGCUGCUGAUUUGGCCCCUCUGAUAUCUGGCUGAAAAUCAGCCAGAUGUAUAAUCAGGCUUGUUUGAUUUUACCAUUGGAUCGAGGACAGCAUUGACUCGUUGCCCUAACAGCCUGGGUCUCCAUAGUUGUGAUCGAAAUUUUUUAUCCAGUAAGCCCAAUGCCCACCCACCUUAGGUGGCCAUGUCAGGGAAAGAUCAGUUUGUUUGGCGACCAAACAAGCUUAUAACAUAUGGCCAGCCUUAAACUCUAAUCCCUCAACACAGCAUUUGUUGACCACAGAUUAAAUUCUGCCCCAUGAAUGAUAACGAUCUAACACUGCAUGUGAGCCUAGGGUUCCUGCCAGCGCAUACAGAGUCAUUGGGGUGGGCUUGCAGCUACAGACAGGGGUAAUAAACCAAAAAAUAAAUAAAUACAUUUCAGGCAGGAAAAGUGCAAAUAAGACAUUAGGAAAUGUUAAAUGUUGCCAGUAACCUUAAGAUGAAUUAGCUCUUGGUGUGUGGCCCUCAGCUCUGCAGCUAAUGCUUGUUGCGCUGAUCCAUAGAACCUAAUGAAAUUAAAGAGAGGCAGAGUAUUAAAUAUUGUGAGUUGUGAUGGAUUCCAAAAGCUCUGCUAUAUUAAGUAUGGAAUUAAAUACUUCAGUGCUAGCUGUGCUGUAGGUUUUUCUAGUUAGGAAUCGUGUUCUCCUAGUCUGUGUGUUCCGGCUAAUGAUGUCCAUUAAAGAAACAUCACCUUCUGCAGCUCAUUGCUCUGAGCCAUGUGUGACAGUUGUUGCGAGGCAUUGGGGUAGGCACUGCAGCCUUGUGCUGCCAUAUUUGCUGGCAAAAUGAUGAAUUUUUAGUCAAUGCCUUUAGAGGUAUAAGUUGUUUUUGCCCCCACAUUUAGGCUGUAAACCUGGGAUUGGCCAACUUGUACAUCUCAUCUCCCAAAAACUUUGUGGCCGUUCAACAGCCUCAGGUGUAGGGCAAAACCUUUAUUCAUAAUGGAAGUCUGGGCUUCACUACAAAGCCCCAUAUGCAGUUACCGCUUCUAUGCUAGAAACUGACAGUUGCAAAGACUACAGUUAAUUCCUCAAUAGAUAAUACCAUUUGCCCUUGGAAGGAAAGCACGUGUACCCUGCGGAAUGCGCACAUUUUUUUAAAUCUACGCCCGUAGAUCUCCGCCGCGGUCCUUGGGUUCUCUGGCUGUAGCCUAGUGCAGCAUGUCGUGGGUUGUUCUUGUUUCAUGAAAGUAUUUGCAGAUUCUUUUCCUACCCUGGUAGAUAGCGAUAUUUUUUUGAAACUGAAAAUGCAGUUCGUAGAAUUUUAAACUGAAAAAAAGUGUAAAACUCAAUACAUGUUAAAUCUAUUUUAGUUGAUUUUGUAAAAUGCACUUUUGUGUCUUAUUUUUAUUUUUCAUUUUCCCCUUGGUCUCCCAGAUCUGUAUUUCAAUGUUUACAGAUGGAAUGGAAAAAAAACAUUCCCUAUAAUCUUCUGUGAAAAAAAUAUAUUAGAAGUAAUUCUUUAAAAGAAAAAAAAAGACAAUAAAUUUGAAGAAUUGUAUUGAUUUAGAAAAA
Molecule: messenger RNA, 7441 nt
Organism: Xenopus tropicalis (tropical clawed frog)
Lineage: Eukaryota; Metazoa; Chordata; Amphibia; Anura; Pipidae
Gene: bahd1
Product: bromo adjacent homology domain containing 1
Exons: 7
Coding region: 358-2751 (797 amino acids)
Molecular function (GO): chromatin binding
Source: RefSeq, a predicted model, not a curated record